AUGUGCGGUCAACCAUUCCAUUAUGCGCCCGAGAUGUCACUCACUGAAUCCUAUUCGUCUCUCCCACCUCAACCCAUUCCACAACAUAUGAAUCUCGACGGCAGCGACACUGAGUCCGAGUUGCACGCGCCCUUGGCGGCUGGGGAUCCUGGAAUGCAAAAUCAAGGGGAGUUGUCACAAGCAGUGGAGAAGGGCAGUCGCUGCGACACAAAAGACCUGUAUCGGCUUCCGCGUGCCGACAAUCCUGAGAGGUUCUACUGGGCGGACGAGAAGCCAGCUAACUUCGGUUAUGAAGAGAAGGAGAAAACAAAGAAGGCGCGGGAAGCCUUUGCCGUCAACAUCUUGCAUCGUUUCAAUGAUGAUCUUGAUGAAUGGGCUAUUCACAAAGUGCGUAUCAACAGCACCAAGCUCCAUAAGGUGCUUGAGAAAGUUCUCGAGGGGUACCCUGGACUCACCCAGCACGAGCUCAAGUCAUUCUCGCCUCCAUUCCUACCGUUUGUGCAUCGAUGGAAAGACUUGAUUAUGUACAAUGACACAGUCGAACGCGAUUCGGUAACGCUUGAACAUCUGCAGCUGUUGCGCAGCGUCCUGGAGCCUCUCCUCGAAAAGUCGUUUGAAAAGAUCGACUUGUCGCCGUUGACUGAAGACCAAUGUCUGCUUACGCAGCCCAAAGCAAGAUGCUUCAACAUCGAGAAAAAGCUAUGGGAGUUCCUCGAUAUUACUAAACUGCACGACAUACCCUGGGCGGAACGCGCGUUCGACAACCUCGUUCUGGCGCAGGAUGAGAAAGACCUUCUGCUUGCUCUGGUGGACCGCGAUCAAUUCAGCGACGGCAAGACCUUUGACGACUUCAUUGGUGGAAAGGGUCAAGGAAUGAUUAUGUUGUUAUGCGGACCGCCAGGUGUUGGCAAGACCCUCACUGCCGAAAGCGUAGCAGAGCACUUGCGCCGCCCACUGUACAAGCUCGGCGGAGGCGAUUUGGGCAUUGCUGCCAACGUAGUUGAGUCAAAUCUCGGCAAGGCUUUGGCACUCAGCGGGCACUUCGGGGCAGUGCUUCUCAUAGAUGAGGCGGACGUAUUCAUGGAAGCGCGAUCUUCCAAUAACCUCCAACGCAAUGAGCUUGUUGGCAUCACGAUUCUGACAACGAACCGUAUGCGCAGCAUCGACACGGCUUUCGAGUCGCGCGUUGACAUUACACUCUCGUAUAACUCUUUUACAGAAGCCGAUCGCAAGAAAGUUUGGGAGAACUUCAUGGCCAAUUUCGAACCUGAUGCUGUCGAGGUUGGUCAGGCUGAUCUCGUCAAGCUCGCCAAGUGGCAAUUCAACAGCCGACAGAUCAAGAGUGCGAUCAAGACAGCCCGCGUCCUGGCGACAAAGAAGCAGGAGCCAUUGAAUGCGCAUCAUCUCGGCGCCGUAUGGAAUUUGCGGAGCAAGGCGCUAGGCAUGAUGAAUGAAGAUGAGGAGAUGAGUGGCAAUAUGAGCUAA
This is a messenger RNA of Parastagonospora nodorum SN15, 1485 nucleotides long. RefSeq lists its product as hypothetical. Gene Ontology annotation, molecular function: ATP hydrolysis activity; ATP binding. Lineage: Eukaryota; Fungi; Ascomycota; Dothideomycetes; Pleosporales; Phaeosphaeriaceae. The transcript has 4 exons. The coding region runs from base 1 to 1485 and encodes 494 amino acids. The record is from RefSeq and is a predicted model, not a curated record.